CGGUGGGAAUCCAAACCUGCUUCUUUUGUCAAAUUCAACAAAGCAGAAAGAGUUUGGGCUGACGAAGUUUGUUUUCAAAACUCCCUUCCCGGAGUUCCCCGUGAAGUUGUUUCUGCCGGAAAACUAUCCUGUGCACAAGUAUCGUACUCGUAUAAAUGCAUUACGAAUUUCCCCAGCAUGAGAAAUAAAAUUUGUCAUGCGGAUUUACCUUAAGAAAAAAAUUUGUAAUGCAUGAAUGCAAUUACUACGAGUGCGAUAGUUUUGCACAGGAUAAAAGCACGGAACUGGUGAAGAAGGAAAAGUUUGCGGAUAGCGGAAAUCUUUUGAAACCAUACACGAAGUCCUACUCAACUGCUGUAUCUUCAACCACGGCGACGGCAGCAGAGGAUUUCAGCUUGGACACAACGAUUUCUGUCACUAACGCGAGGAGACACGCAACUUUAUCCUCCUUCCAGUGCCCCUCUCUGGUGAAUUUCUACGGCGGGGCGAGCAACAUCGCCAGACGGGAGGUUUUUGAGAAUGUGAACAGUUUAUCGGUCGAUAAUGUUCGAACCGCGGCGAAUUUCUACAACCCGUUCUUGUCUUUGAAGGAGAACGAGGAGAAGUUUUUAGCAAGAAGCAAGUACUUCCUGAUUUACGCGAAGUCGAAAUUCUUUCAGCAAUCCUCUCCCGCCGCGUUUCUCCAGAUGUCCGAGACGAUUUCGCAUUUCACGGAUAAGAAUGUGAAGGAAAACAAGAUUUCCGGGGAUUUAAGGCACGCCCAGCCGAUUUCAACUUAUCAGAAAUUGAUCGAGGAUGAAAAGCCGAGCAGUGGGUACAGUAGUUCCAGCCAGACGUUUGGAACUCUCGCAACCAGGGCUUAUCCGGUUGUAACAACUACUCAGAGCAAGAACCGCCUCUUAUCCUGUGAAAAAGUAUCGUACUCGUAUUGCAAUCAUGCAUUACAAAUCCCUUUUUUAAGAUCAAUCCGCAUUACAAAUUUUCUUUCUCAUGCUGCGAAAAUUUGUAAUGCAUUUAUACGAGUGCGAUACUUUUGCAGUUCAUUUUUCUAUGCUUUCGACAAGAAGGAGUGCGAAACGACGGCUUUGCGGAAGAAAGAUAUCAACUGUAGGUUAUCAAGAAGAAAAAUCCCCCCUCCCCAUAUCAAAACGGAAAUCUGUGAUGCAGAUUUGUGGCCACAAAUCAGCUUUGUCAUGCUAGAAGGGAAAAGAUGCGGACUGUAGUGCUGGCUGGCGUGGGAAAGCCUUGCGUCUUCAGCAUGACAGGAGGCGGCUGGAAGUGGGAAACAGCAUGACAAAUUGCCUGCAAACGAGGCCACGGCUGCGGCUCUUGGCCUUCUAGCAUUGCAAGUCGACCUCGACUGGUAUAACUCAAAAACAGUAUCACAAAUUUCCUUUUCGAUACGGGGAGGGCGGAUUUUUCCUUUUGAUAUAGGCUACGCAAAAUUCUCAACCAAGAACUGGAACGAAAACAAAUCGCGAACGGCAAUGCGAACCCAUUGAUCGUCGGGUAUUUGGUCUACAGCACGAAUAGCUCCACUUUUAUUCA
This is a messenger RNA of Amoebophrya sp. A120, 1548 nucleotides long. NCBI's taxonomy places the organism in Eukaryota, Dinophyceae, Syndiniales, Amoebophryaceae. The record is from the annotation of a GenBank genome assembly.